AAUGGUGCCAUGCAUGCAAAGGAAGGCGGUUUUAUAACAACCACUACCAUCAAGGCACUAGCAUUUGGGGGAAGCCAUCAAUCAUACUCGUAGCAAUGGCACCAAAGCGGACGGCCCAAAGCGCACCUGGUCAUUCUCCAGCCACCAGACAGGGCAUCACCACUCUUGGGCCUGACUUGCUGGGCGCUAUCUUCUACAAGCUGGGACCUAGCCCUAUGCACGUGGCAGUCAUUGCGUGUGUCUGCAAAGACUGGCGCAAUGUGAUGCAGGAGAGCACAUGGAAGCUGCUAUGCUUAGAUGCGGCGCCUGCUUUGUGCAAGCAGAUGGGGUAUGACGACCCCAGCAGUCCGCCUUUGGGCGGUUGGUUGGCAGCUUAUAAGGUCAUAACCUAUUGCGCGGGUUUGGUUCCUUCCGACUAUGAGAAUCUAAAGGACUUUACUAAGGGGUCUGAGCCAUGGCCGGGAGCAUUUUACACGAAUACUUGGUGGGAUCUGGUGGGGCACGUUGAAGAAAAGACUAGCGGCUUUCAGACAGGGCCGGCUGUCAUGCGAGACCUCCGAUUGCGGAAACCAUUUCGGGACGAUGUUGUCUUUGUGACUUCCCCUUGCGCGCACGAGUAUCCCGACUCGGCUGGGCACGAGCCGUGCACCUUUGCGUUUCGAGGUGUUGUUCAGGAUUUUGCUGCAUCCGCAAUUGCAGCAAAGUCAGGCGCUGAGGCCUAUCUGGAGGCUUCUUCCAAGGAGCAGGAACUGAUGCAACAGGGAGCGGAUGAUUGCUGCGCUUAUUGCCAGGCGCCGUUAUUCAAACUGCUAGAAGACGUUUUCUUUGAGAACAAUUACAUUUACAAUCAUCCGUACUAUCCAUCAAGUGAUGAUUCGGACGACUCGGAGGUCGACGAAUCAGCGUUUGGCCCAAGAGGCUUUCGUGUUGAGGGCUCUGUUUGUGGAAACGGCCAUCUCAUGAUGGGAGGCUAUGGCAGUCGAUCACAAGAGUCCUUUCUUGAGGUCAUGGCGCUUGAGGGGUCUGGGGAGGACCUCCAGAUUGAGAAGAGCGACCUCAUGAACUUGUUGUGCGAGACUUUCUUUUUGAAAGUAGAAAACGACAGAGCAGAACUUGCAUUUAGGAGGAGUAUAGAUCCUUUCUCUGCCAGCGCAAAGCUCACGUGGUUGGCGGUUUACUUGGGCCCCAAUGCACUGGCUGUCGGUCCUGGGGACGAGAAUGACACGUGUUGUCUACGUAAGAUUGGGGAAAAGACGCAAGAAUUAGCAAAGUCUUUGCAGAAGUGUGAAGUGCUGGUAGAACUGGACCUCGUGAAAAAGCGCAUUAGCACUUUGAUAGAGAGAUUCGAGGUUGGAACAGUGUCCGGGUUGGAGACAACUUCAGAGUCGGAGUACUCGUCAGAGUCGGACCCGGAAUUGGAGGCGGAGAUGGAGGCAUGUGAUGAUCCGGCCCCGUUCUGGGCUUUGAUCCCAGAAGUUCUUGACAGGGUGGAGCGGCUGCCGGAGAUCAGUCUCCCUCUUGUCCGCUUGUUUCUUGGGUUUUGCACACACAGCCCGAGCUACACUCUAAACAGAAUCGAAGCUCUAGAAAGUCUGGACAAGAGGCGCUCUCUCCUGCAAAAGAAAGCAGUCGGAGUUCGCAAGGAAAGGAGGGGAGAGAUCGAGGCUGCGUUGAAGGCAGCAGGGGUGUCGGCCAGGUAUGGGCGGAGGCGCAAUCAAUGGCCAGACUAUCGGGCGGUUUACCAUUUUAUCCGGACUCGGGAGCUGUCAGUGCAGGAAGUCAUAGAAUGUCAGAGAAGAUAAGCGCUUGCAGCUCCUUCAAGGCAUCAGCAACCUUCAAGAAUAGGUUCAACAUGGAAUCUAUAACAGUUUGAGUUGCCAAUAAAGAUGUCUCGGUUUCGACAUGGUGCACAUUGCAAAACUCAGCAUCAUUUGUCGUUGAAUUGAAAGGUGCCAGUUCUAAGACGGUUGACAUCUCAACGAGAAUCAGGCCCCGAGAGUUAGUAAUUUAUCGUCGGUCCCGCUUGUACACAUAUAUGAUGGCGUCUGGUGUGCACUUAGUGUAACAGAUUCUGAAACCC
Klebsormidium nitens is the source of this 2080-nucleotide messenger RNA. Lineage: Eukaryota; Viridiplantae; Streptophyta; Klebsormidiophyceae; Klebsormidiales; Klebsormidiaceae. The record is from the annotation of a GenBank genome assembly.